This is a messenger RNA of Phytophthora nicotianae INRA-310, 237 nucleotides long. RefSeq lists its product as hypothetical. Lineage: Eukaryota; Oomycota; Peronosporomycetes; Peronosporales; Peronosporaceae. The coding region runs from base 1 to 237 and encodes 78 amino acids. The record is from RefSeq and is a predicted model, not a curated record. The transcript is spliced from 3 exons.
AUGGACCGCCUCGCAAAAAAGAACAUGGCGAGCGAAGGUCUGGUCUGCGCUGACACCAACGUCGUCAAUAACCCCAAUAGUGACGGUCUCUGUGGAGUUUCUGGCAUCGACAAGUUCGCCAAAUUCAAACUAUUCUACGAGAGUGAAAAAGAUUACUCGGGUGCCUGCUUCGACGAUGCCGCUUUAUCGACAAACAUGCCGCAGGGGUUCUCCUCGUGGAAUGAAAGUUAUGACUAG